UCCCUCUUGUUCUCGCUGUUGUCUUCGUGCCCGGUGAACCUUCAGUAUCAAGUGUCGUGAACGUCGGAGGGUCCUGGUUCCGCGUCCAAAAAUGAUGUUAUAAUGCCGAGGUCGAAGACAGCCCAGGUGAAACGCGACAAGUAAAGACUUCUCAUCCACCAUGGGAAACAGACCAUCCAAGAGUGACAACGUGGAGGAACCAGUCAAAACAACUUUGUUUCAAAGGGAGCCCAGCGGGAUAACAUACAGGAUUCCUGCCCUCCUCUACCUGAGACACAGUCGCACCUUCCUAGCCUUUGCAGAGAAGCGAUCUUCCCCCUGUGAUCACGAGGCUAAGAUUCUUGUUAUGAGAAAAGGACUGCUGAAUGAUGAUGGCUCUGUUAAGUGGUCGUCCAGUCAGGAGCUUUUGAGUGCAUCUCUGCCAAACCAUCGCACCAUGAACCCCUGCCCUGUGUACGAGAAAAACAACAAAAUCCUGUUUCUGUUUUUCAUCUGUGUCUGGGGAAACAUCACAGAAAAGAAGCAGAUCAUCACAGGUAAGAACAAGACGCGGCUCUGCUACGUCACCAGCCGCGACGACGGGCAAACCUGGAGUCAAGCUGUGGAUUUGACAGAGAGCGUGAUCGGAGAGGCCAUCCACAGGUGGGCCACGUUUGGGGUGGGCCCCGGCCACGGCAUCCAGCUGGAGAAUAACAGGCUGAUCAUCCCUGCAUACGCGUACUACAUCCCUUACAGGUGUGGUUCUUUUCCAGUUCCUUUCACAGUCUACCCUCGUGCACUCUCAGUUUACAGUGAGGACUUUGGACAGACAUGGCAUUUAGGUAGGAUGCUUCAGAAGAAGUCAUGUGAGUGCGAAAUGGCAGAGAUCAUAGAUCACGAGGGAAGGAGUCACCUCUACUGCAAUGCUCGUCGGGCUGGGGGCCACAGGUGUGAGGCCCUGAGUGAAAACAGUGGCGUUUGUUUUGAUAAGCCCCACAUGGCCCCAGAGCUCAUCGAACAGCCCUCCGGCUGCCAGGGCAGCGUCAUCGGCUUCCCGGCGCCAGAAUUCAUCCCUAAUGACGAUGCUGAAAGCAAAGCCUGUGGCACGUCUCUGUUGUCGCCAGACACACAAACCUGGCUCCUCUUCAUGCACCCAACCAACAAGUCCAGCCGAAGGGACAUGGGCGUGUAUCUGAACCGCUCUCCUCUGCACUCGUCCGGGUGGGACCGGCCCCGGAUCAUACACAGCGGACCCAGCGGUUACUCAGACCUGGCGUACAAUGUAGACAAGGAUCAGUUUUCCUGCCUGAUAGAGUGCGGCAAAGAGAGCGAACUGGAGCAGAUUGCCUUCAUGUCGUUUUCCCUUAACGAUGUGAUGCAGACGGGCAGUAAGAAAGACAAAAAAAUGGUCUGAAUCGCUCCUCUACUUCUGUGCCAAUGAAGAUCGAAUCCCAUCCUGUUUUAGGCCAAAAAAACAACAACAAAAUAAGCAGCUUUGUAAGGCUGUGCAGUUCCACUCGUCUGUGUUCCGUGUUGUUCUUCAUACUAGAGAUGAUGCAUGUAAGUCAUGUGUUUUCUUGUCUCUAUUUACAACAAAAAAAUGUCCCGAGUCUUAAUAUGCAAGUUUCUGUCUUAUAAAAAGAACUAUUUUAAUAAUAGCUUGUUCAUUUGAAGCAUGCUGUGGUGGACUGAUUUUAUUUUUGAAAGCACCUCAUCCUGUUUCUGAUCUUACAAAGCUGUCCGUUUUCCUUCUGAGCAGUGGGGAGCAUUAGCCUACCUUCUUUUUAUUUUCAUAAAGCAGUCAGAGCAAGCCUAUAAGGUAGAGCAUCGAGGUCCCGUCAUUGCUCAGUCUCUCCUUUUACAUUUAGAAUUUUCUGAUUCACUUAUGCCUUCUGCAUCAUUUGUACCUAUGCGCUGUGCAGCAGCAGCAGGCGUCGUCAGACCACAGAGGAAACCAAAACCCUGUUUUGAAAGAUUCAGCCGCUGAGUAAAGACUCAAAGUGUCAGACAUUGAGGAUGGGAGUUUUCCUGUGAAUCAAGCAUUUUGCAAUCAGAUGAAAGCUUUUAUAAAUGUUUCCGGGGUAAAAUAAAUGGAAGGAUUUGAAAGUUAUUCUUGUACUAGUUUUAUAGCAUCAGUACGACAUAUGUGGUUUUGACAUUUUAAUCAAAAUGUGUAGACGUGUGACAUGUUUCUGUGGCCAAAGUUGAUGGUCCACCUAUGUGUUUCUGAUAUGUUUAUGCCUUAGAAUCAUAUACCAUCCUGGAUCUGGUGUUAGGAGAAACUAAUACAAUUCUAUGGAGUGUUGCUUCACUCAAAAUGGCCUAAAUGAAGCAGGUUUAGUUGGAAAAGUAGGUUUCCUAGAACACAGCCCUGUGGGAACUCCACAAAUAAUUUAGAUGUGAAUCUAAAUUAUUUAAUUUAGAUGUGAAUAUCAACAAUAUAGAUAUUGUUGAUAUGAGCCAAAACACAAAACAAACAAGCCAGGAGCAUCAUUUUAUGAUUUUAAAAAAAUGUUUUUGAUACAUGGGGUGAUAUAUUUUUUUCAGGAGUUCUGUGCGAACCAUAGAUAAUUCCUUAUUUCCAGGAGUAUGUCUUUAAUCUGACAGACGUGUGUAUUUUAGCUGUUUUCACCAGAUGUUAUACUGCUGAUAUGAGCCAAACUCAUGAAUCAAUUAGUUUGGUCUGUAUAUAGAUUUGUAAUAUUUAUUGGUUUUCCAUGUUUUAUUACUUUCUGCCUAUAUGUCUUGCACAUUUAGCAUUAUUUUGUACACUGAUUUCUUUCCUCCAAGCCUCGUUUCUCUUGUGUGACUGUGAUCAGGUUAAAAAAAAACUUUGGUGUUAAAAAAAAAAAAAAAAAAGCAUGCAACAGCAGAUGACGACUCCCUAUUCAUAAAGCCACUAAGAGUUUGCACGAAAAAACAACAACUUCUAAGUGACUUUAAUGUCCAAACUUACGUACUGUUGUAGGAAAAAAGGCCUCAACCUUAUUCUAAAAUUGUGUUUCUGUUCACUGUUGUGGAAAGUGAAAAAAUACCUUGCAUGAAACAUGUAUUUUAGUACAAAAUAAAUGUAA
This is a messenger RNA of Oryzias latipes (Japanese medaka), 3053 nucleotides long. The record is from RefSeq and is a predicted model, not a curated record. Lineage: Eukaryota; Metazoa; Chordata; Actinopteri; Beloniformes; Adrianichthyidae.